AGCCUCUCUGUCAUCAUAUAACCUUUCCCCCGGCAAGUCUCAGUGUUCACUUUGGCGCGCCCCUAAACCCUUUUGAAAAACAUAUCAAUUUCGUCCCUCUCCCCCCAUUCCUGCGUGUGCGCCUGCAUCAAGGGCACAAUAGACUCGCAGGAGCACACGUCGCCGUCUUAGGGUUUCUGUUAUCGGAGCCAUGGAGCAACAGAGAACGGUUCAGCAGCAAGAUGAGGUCGAAGAAAUGCAGCACGGCCCUGUUCCCGUCGAACAGCUUCAGGCAUCAGGCAUUGCUUCCCUUGAUGUGAAGAAGCUCAAAGAUGCGGGUCUUUGCACAGUUGAAUCUGUUGCUUACUCACCAAGGAAAGAUCUUUUGCAAAUCAAAGGAAUCAGUGAAGCUAAAGUUGACAAGAUCAUUGAAGCAGCCUCCAAACUGGUGCCUUUGGGUUUUACUAGUGCUACUCAGCUUCAUGCUCAGAGACUCGAAAUCAUUCAAAUCACUUCUGGAUCAAGAGAACUUGAUAAGAUAUUGGAGGGAGGAAUCGAGACAGGAUCUAUUACUGAGAUAUAUGGUGAGUUCCGCUCCGGAAAGACUCAGCUGUGCCACACACUUUGUGUCACUUGCCAACUCCCAUUAGAUAAUGGAGGUGGUGAGGGAAAAGCAAUGUACAUUGAUGCUGAGGGUACAUUCAGGCCACAGAGACUCUUACAGAUAGCAGAGAGGUUUGGACUCAACGGUGCUGAUGUUUUGGAAAACGUUGCCUACGCUAGAGCAUAUAACACUGAUCAUCAAUCAAGGCUCCUGCUUGAAGCAGCUUCAAUGAUGGUAGAAACAAGGUUUGCUCUCAUGAUAGUAGACAGUGCCACAGCCCUCUACAGAACAGAUUUCUCCGGAAGAGGAGAACUCUCAGCACGGCAGAUGCAUCUUGCAAAAUUUCUCCGGAGUCUUCAGAAGUUAGCAGAUGAGUUUGGUGUGGCUGUUGUUAUCACAAAUCAAGUAGUUGCACAAGUGGAUGGUUCUGCACUCUUUGCUGGGCCUCAAAUUAAGCCUAUUGGUGGUAACAUCAUGGCCCACGCUUCUACGACAAGGCUUGCUGUCCGGAAGGGAAGAGGGGAGGAGCGCAUUUGUAAAGUAAUCAGCUCUCCUUGUCUGGCUGAAGCAGAAGCACGGUUUCAGAUAUCUCCAGAAGGCGUCACGGAUGUGAAGGACUAAUAUUCUCUCAGCCCUUGCUAAAACACUUCUGCUAGUGCAACACAUUCUUCUUCAUGUGCUUUCUUAUAUCUGUCUUGUAAUGAACCUUUUAAGGAAGCCAGCAAGAGAACAACUUUGUAAAAUUUUUCACAAGAUGUAUCCAAUGAAUUUUUAUGAGUUUGAUUGCCAAUCUUCUCGUUCA
Molecule: messenger RNA, 1385 nt
Organism: Rosa rugosa (rugosa rose)
Lineage: Eukaryota; Viridiplantae; Streptophyta; Magnoliopsida; Rosales; Rosaceae
Product: DNA repair protein RAD51 homolog
Exons: 9
Coding region: 191-1204 (337 amino acids)
Biological process (GO): mitotic recombination; DNA recombinase assembly; double-strand break repair via homologous recombination
Cellular component (GO): condensed nuclear chromosome
Molecular function (GO): DNA strand exchange activity; ATP binding; double-stranded DNA binding
Source: RefSeq, a predicted model, not a curated record